AUUUGUUAGUUCCACUAUAUAGGUAACCCCAUUAGAAGGCCCCACGACCUCACUGUACGUACUUUUUACGCCUCCCCCCUGCCCCCACCACAAAAGAUUCCUUCUGCUGUUCAAAUCUCCUAAGCAGUUAGUUACAAAGACUACGCAGGACACAUCUUCUUUUUUUUUAUCAAAAAUUCCUUCUUUUUCCCCCUCCCCCUCGAUCAAGAAAAAAUCAGAGGAAUAAGGAACCCGUACUUAUUUGGGUACUUAUUUUUCAUUUAUUUACUUGGUCACAUUCGCUUGUGAUCGAGACCGAUAAUUUUUACGUCGGUAUCGAAAAAGAAAAAAAAAAAAUCUAAAUAGAAGAAAAAUAAUCCUAAGCGGGGUAAAUUUCUUCGGUCGCUUCACUUAUCGUCAUCUCUAUCAUCUUCAUCAUCAUCCCGGGUUUACACCAGCAUCAGCAUCAGCAUCAGCAUCUCCUUACGGUUCGGCGAUAGAUAAAAAACAAAUACUAUUUCAAAAAAAUGGUUUCCGCAUCAAAGGAGAAGAGACUCGCCAAGAAGGCAGCCGACGGCAAAGGUGAGAAGAAGACUCUCGUCUCUCGAUCCAAGGCUGGCUCCAAGGCUGCAUCCAAAAACACCAGCGCUGCUGGUUCCGUCGCUGGCGAUGACCCCCCUAACCCAGAUGACGUUCCCGCGACCGACGAUGCGAAGAUGGAAACGGUCAAGGCCCUUUCCGACCAAAAGGAUAAACAUGGUCUCUCCGAUCGUAUCACCACCGGUGUCUUAGCAUCCAUACCCACCAGUAAGGACGUCAAGAUCAUCAGCGCCAGCUUAACCUUCCACGGUCGUGUGCUCCUCAACGAAACCAACCUUGAGUUAUCAUUCGGCCGUCGGUAUGGAUUGCUGGGUGAGAACGGCUGCGGAAAGAGUACCCUUCUUAAGGCCAUCGCCGCGCGAGAAUACCCCGUCCCCGAACAUGUCGACAUCUACCUCCUUAACGAGGGUGCGCCGCCCUCUGACUUGGGUGCCCUAGAAUGGGUCCUCAAGGAGGCUGAGAAGGAGAUGGACCGUCUCGACAGACUGGCCGAACAGCUACUUGAGGAUGAAGGUCCCGACAGCCCUGUGCUGAUGGAUAUUUACGAGCACAUGGACAAGAUGGACCCUUCCACAUUCGCUACCCGAGCCUCCCUUAUCCUCACGGGUCUUGGUUUCAACAAGGAAACUAUUCACAAGAAGACGAAGGACAUGUCUGGUGGUUGGCGUAUGCGUGUUGCCCUCGGCAAAGCACUCUUCGUCAAGCCCAGCUUACUGCUCCUCGACGACCCGACCGCGCAUUUGGAUCUCGAAGCUUGCGUGUGGCUCGAAGAAUAUCUGAAGAAGUGGGAACGCACGCUAGUUUUGGUUUCCCACUCGCAGGAUUUCCUGAACGGAGUGUGUACCAACAUGAUCGAUAUGAGAAAGCAGCAGCUCAUGUACUACGGUGGUAACUUCGACUCUUAUGUCAAGACCCGCAAGGAACAAGAGACCAACCAGAUGACGGCCUACAAGAAACAGCAGGAGGAAAUCAAGCAUAUCAAGGAGUUCAUCGCCAGCGCAGGUACCUACGCCAACUUGGUACGACAGGCCAAGUCUCGACAGAAGAUUCUCGACAAGAUGAUUGCGGAUGGUCUUAUCGAGGAAGUCAAGGAGGAGAGGGAAUUCAAAUUCAGAUUCACUGAUGUCGAUAAACUACCCCCUCCCGUCUUGUCGUUCGACGACGUGACCUUCUCAUACUCGGGCGAGGCAAAGGACGACCUAUACCGCAACAUUGAUCUCGGGUUCGACAUGGACUCCCGAACAGCCCUCGUCGGCCCCAACGGUGUGGGAAAAAGUACGCUGCUACGUCUAAUGACUGGAAAGCUCUCCCCCACCUCCGGAUCCGUCCGUCGCCACACACAUUUGAAGCUCGGCUUGUACUCUCAGCACAGCGCUGAGCAACUGGAUCUAACCAAGAGCGCCCUAGACUUCGUCCGUGACAAGUACCGCGAGAAGUCUCAAGACUACCAGUACUGGCGACAAACCCUUGGUAGAUACGGAGUCUCCGGCCCCGUACAAACUGCGCUGAUGGGCACGCUAUCGGAAGGUCAGAAGAGCCGAAUCGUCUUCGCUCUACUUGCUAUUGAUUCGCCAAACAUGCUUCUCCUCGACGAACCUACGAACGGUCUAGAUAUCCCUACCAUCGACGCUUUAGCAGAUGCCAUUGAUGCCUAUAGCGGUGGUGUCAUCGUCGUCUCUCACGACUUCAGAUUGCUUGACAAGAUCGCUAAGCAAAUUUUGGUGUGCGAGAACCGAACAAUCAAGCCGUGGGAUGGCACGAUAGGAGAGUACAAGAACUACCUGCGCAAGAAGAUGUUGGCUGCCGGUGCAGUUUAAAGCCUGCCAUUUUCUACGAUUCACAUUUAGCCGGGGUUGAUUACGCGAAUACGCCCUCAGUUCGCGAGUCUUGAUUUGUACUACAAGGGUGGUACGGGAAAAAGGGGUGCGCAUACGUACGUACAUACAUGAGGACGCGGCUCAGAGGUCUAUAGAUUGGGCAACGAGGCAUAGAGCCGUAGCCUUGAAGUAAAACAAAAGCUUUUACUUGUUUUUUCUAUUUUCUAAAAAGGGGGGCUUUGAUAAACUGCGGAAAGCCGGCACGGAUGCACGCCGCGAUUUCGCACGUAGGAAUAGACUAGAUGAAUUUAAAAACGAAUUCUACCUUAUAUAACCUAGGUACUUGUAUAAUAUGACUUGAGAUUGAUUAUACA
This is a messenger RNA of Daldinia caldariorum, 2770 nucleotides long. Its product is annotated as P-loop containing nucleoside triphosphate hydrolase protein. The record is from RefSeq and is a predicted model, not a curated record. Lineage: Eukaryota; Fungi; Ascomycota; Sordariomycetes; Xylariales; Hypoxylaceae. Gene Ontology annotation, molecular function: ATP hydrolysis activity; ATP binding. Bases 507 to 2396 code for a protein of 629 amino acids. The transcript is spliced from 3 exons.